AUGAUUGAGAUCCAACUAGCUCAACUUGCAAAUACCUUUAGGGAACAUCAUGCGCAUGCUAGUCUCCCACCCCAAAGUCAUACUCCAAGGCAAAUGAAUGCCAUAGUGACAAGGAGUGGGAAAAUCUUAGAUGAUCUUCCUCGAGCUAGUAAGGUUUCUAAGCCUAAUGGGAAGGAUCAAGGGGGAGUCAUUGAGUCUAGUGACAAUGAUGUGGUAGAUGAGGAGCCUCCCAUCAAUGAUGUAGGUGAAACUCCUAUACCAAAGGAGGCAACUCUCCUACCUCUCCCCACUCCUAAACUUCCCUAUCCCCAAAGAUUCAUAAGGCACAAGUUGGACGUGAAAUUCUCAAAAUUCCUUGAUGUUCUUCGAAAUUUGCACAUCACCCUCCCCUUUACGGGAGCAUUGAAACAAAUGCCUACCUACUCAAGAUUUCUCAAGGAAAUCUUGAGUGGGAAGCGGGAUUGCGACGUAAAGGAGACGGUGAACCUAUCCGAGAAUUGUAGUGCUAUCAUUCUCAACCAAAUGCCACCCAAACUCAAGGACCCGGGUAGUUUUUCUAUCCCUUGUGCUAUUAAGGAGCUUAAAAUAAGCAAUGCCUUGUGUGAUUUGGGUGCUAGCGUUAGUAUACUACCUUAUUCGGUGUUUGCCAAGCUUGACGUUGGAGAUCUUGUCCGAACCAACAUCACCUUGCAACUUGCCGACCGUUCGGUCAAGUAUCCUAUUGGCAAGGUUGAGGAUGUUCCCCUAGUGGUUGGCGAGCUUACUUUCCUUAUGGAUUUCGUCGUCUUGGACAUUGAUGAGGAUGCACAUACCCCCAUUAUCUUGGGGAGGCUAUUUUUGGCCACCGCGGGUGCUCUUAUCGAUGUGCAAGAAGGACUAAUCACUUUGAAAGCGGGAGACGCCAAUGCUAGUUUCAAGCUUGCAAUUGAUGAACAUUGUUGCUCUAAAAUGAAAAGUUGCAUGAAAAUUGACACUCUUGCUUGCGUUGAGAAAAACCACUCUUGUGCUAAUUCUUCUAACAAUUUUCAUGUUUCUAAGUGUGCUAAUGAGCUUGCUAGGUCCUCUCUUGAUGACAAGAAUGUCCAUGGAGUCCCAAAGGCGCUUGGGGAUGAGCUUGAAGAUGUUGUAACCAUCCUCGAGAUAUUUGAAAUGCAUGUUGAUGAUGAUAAUGGAGCUAAACCCUCCAAAGUGUUUCAUGGAUCGGCUAAGAAAGCCAAAAAGUCAGCUAAGAGUCCAUCGAGUCCCGAGGAGGGGCAUGUUGGUGGAUUAUUUGGUUUCCGCCUCUUGAAUGGUGAUGUCGGUAAUAUCUUUGUGCCCAAAGGGGCAAAGAAAUGCAUAUUGACUAGUGUUGACCCAAGGUUGGUUGUCUUUGACCCCCCUUGA
Spinacia oleracea (spinach) is the source of this 1383-nucleotide messenger RNA. RefSeq lists its product as uncharacterized. NCBI's taxonomy places the organism in Eukaryota, Viridiplantae, Streptophyta, Magnoliopsida, Caryophyllales, Amaranthaceae. The transcript has a single exon. The coding region runs from base 1 to 1383 and encodes 460 amino acids. The record is from RefSeq and is a predicted model, not a curated record.